AUGAAAAAAAAUAACUCUGUAGUUUCUUCUUCAUCUUAUUUGUUAUCUUCUUCAUCAUCUUCUUCUUCUUCUUCAUCAUCAUUAUCAUUAGCACCUGGAGGAGGAUUAUCAGAUUUGAUAUUACUACAAAUCUUCAAUGACAUUCAAAAUAAUCAAGAUAUAGUAUGUCUUUUAAUGACAUGUAAAUCAUAUUAUAAAGUGUUUAUGAAAAAGUAUGCAAAUGUUAUCACUUUUAAAGGGAUUGAUACUCAAAGUAAUCCGUUACAAAGAUCGACAAUUGCUGGUGGAUUCAUGAAACCUUUUAAAGAGAUUUACAAUACAUCACUUGCAAUCAUUCGAAACAACAAAAACUACCACCUCACUCAUCCACCUCCUCAAACAUGGAUCACCCUCUCUGAUACAUCGGUAGAGGCAAUCGAACUUUUACAAACAGUAGAGGACCAAAGCAAAUUGAAAACUGUCAUUUUGAAUGAUUACACGGGUGACAUUAAAGACGUUCUACUCCCAUCGGUCACUACUUUGAAAAUAGAAGCCAAUACAACUGGCCCAGGCUUUCCAUCGCCCGAGGAAUGGGGUUCCUCUCUAACUUCAUUGACAACCAUCUCAACCAUAGGAGUACUCGUAGUCACCCAAUUCCCAGCCACACUGACAGAAUUGAACGUCGAUCACCGUCACGUGAAUUCAUUUACCCAUAUACUCACCAACUUGGUAGAUCUCAAACAUCUAACCAUUCACACCUUGCUUGAAGACUACCUAUCGGCCUCCACUAUUCGCUUCCCCAAACCCAACACUUCACUCACUUCUCUCGACCUUAGGGUCCCUUUAGAUCCAUUGACAAUGACACAAUCAUGGUUUCCACCAAACCUCCAACUUCUUAAAAUCGAUUUUCCAGUCUUUGGUACUGCCUCCAAACCUCCACCAAAGGUAACAAAGUUGUUUAUGGACAGAGUCGGUAGAAUACCACCAGAUUUUUUUCCACCGGGUCUUAUAGAAUUAAAGAUGAAAUUUGAAAGCGGUGUUUCACUAGAUCCGUGGACCUUACCUCACGGAUUGGAAAUAUUGAAUCUAUCAGAUUUUGAAUGUUCAAUGUCACCAGAGUAUAUACCAGACACUGUCCUGGAUCUGUCAAUGAAUAUUGUCAAUCCUGACAAAGCCCACUUUCCAAGUCGAUUAUUAAAAUUCAGUACAUCAACCAAUCACGACUCUCCUUUUGCAUAUCCACCAACCUUGCGUGAAUUGGUGUACAAUAGAGGUAGCAAUCCACCAUCAUUUAUAUACCUACCAACAUCACUAGAGAUCUUCUCUUGUCAAAUCACAAAUUCAAAGGGUACAUUAGUGUUUACACUUCCACCGACGAUGGUCAUCAACAAUGAUGAUAGCUCACCAGAAGAGAAUCCACUUCAUUUCGUAUUACCACACCGUGUCAAGAAGCUAACCAUUUCAAGAGAAGGAAAUACAGAUACAGAGUUUAGUAUUCGUAUUGAUCCAAUCAUCAAUUGUUCAAAUGUAGAGCAUCUAUUGAUUAGAAAUUUUGGACCAAGUCUAGAUAUACAUAUUAGAAGAUUAGAGAAUGGAGCAGUAAUGUUAAACUCUGGUGACACAUUUUUUGGUGGAAUCUAUAGACAACGUAGAAUGGAAAACAUUAGUAUUGGAAAUAGAAGCGCAUUGGAUUUACGUUCAAUUUAUUUGAAUUUUAAAACUAAAGGUAAUCAUUAUAAUGUUUAUCCAAGUAAUACUCCAAUCAAAAUAAAUAAAUAA
Cavenderia fasciculata is the source of this 1758-nucleotide messenger RNA. RefSeq lists its product as uncharacterized. The transcript has a single exon. The record is from RefSeq and is a predicted model, not a curated record. Bases 1 to 1758 code for a protein of 585 amino acids. Lineage: Eukaryota; Evosea; Eumycetozoa; Acytosteliales; Cavenderiaceae.